AUGUCAACUUCCGAAGCUCACAGGACGCUGAAGCGCUCCCGUCAUGAUGAUAAUGAAUCUAUGUCAGCGGGCGGGGCUUCCGGUAUUCAUCAUAAUGGUGCAAAGGUGAAGCGCGAACAAAGUCCGACGCCUCCGCCUCCACAACGGAAGUUGGUCAUGUCCGGGACAAAGCGCUUUGCCCCCUUUCCCUCGAAUUGUUUGCCUGCGAAUCCUGGGUACAAGCAGCAUCGAAGGACAUGGUCCAAGAAGUGUCAAAGUGAAAUUGAAGCUCUGAAACUUCAAUCGGAGAAGUUGCUCAUCAGAGAUGAUGGCGUAAUAGUCGACUGGAAGAGCCCGGUUCCAGUUUGGUCAGACACAUUGCGACCAGCCGAGCUUGAUCUUGCUGCUGCGAUCACACUUGCACAUCAGGCAAAUGCCCAACAGCGCAAUGCUUCCCUUCACCACACACCCGAAGCCCCCUCUCAUAUCCUCAUCCACACAAAACUCCCUAUCCCACCACGGCCACGGAGGAAUGUGGCAUCGCCAUCUGUAUUAUCCUCUCCCGCGGGUGGCUCUAAAUCUCGGGCAACCCCUGAGCUCGAUCUUCCAUCUGCGGAUGUUCCCGCUCCAUCCAGGCCUCUGAACGACUUUCCGACGAUCGUGGUAGUACCCGAUGAAGAGGAAAAAAUGUCGAAAAUGACGAUGGAAUAUCUUGAAAGAUACUUCCAAACAUUCGACUCGGAUCGUGCCAGUCUUGCUUCUGCAUAUUCUAGCAACGCGUGCUUCUCAUAUCGAGAAGUCAAGUGCUUCUCUCCUGGGUCGCCCCACUUGCAACCCCCAUUACCUCCAUCUGACUCUAUCAAGCGUACCCGGCUCGACAUAACCGCAACCAUCCUUUCCCUACCACCUUUGCAGCUCUUGCCGUUGACUGGAUUGGCAGCAGAUAUCGACUACGACAUCAUGUGGCUUGGUUCCCCCGUUGGAAUGUUUGCCAUCUGCGGGGGCAUUCAUCAUGGGCACGUCUCAAAGCGGCCGGUGACACAUAGCUUUUUGUUACGCCAAAAGGAGGCAUGCGAAGAAGAUGUGAGGGCUGACGGCGUGUGGCCACUCGUUGCUGUGGCACAUCAGAUGAUGGUAUUUGAUGGCCCGUAGAUAUAGUUCAUCAUCUUCUAUCAGUGCUUGGUUGUGUACUCACUCCCGGUUAUGGUUAGAGAUAAAUCACGAUUAAAUGUAAGUAUUCGAAUCUUCGAUCGGACUAUGACAUAGUUGUGAUAUGGUCACCGCCUCUUGUGGCUUAUAGCGCCCUAUCGAGAGCGAUAGUCCUCGGAGAAUGACA
Messenger RNA from Suillus subalutaceus, 1315 nucleotides. RefSeq lists its product as uncharacterized. The record is from RefSeq and is a predicted model, not a curated record. Bases 1 to 1131 code for a protein of 376 amino acids. The transcript has 6 exons. Lineage: Eukaryota; Fungi; Basidiomycota; Agaricomycetes; Boletales; Suillaceae.